GUGCGUUCCUCGUUUCCCUUGCGCUUCCAACACUGUCUAAAAGCCUCCAUCUGUGGUUGUUCAUCAGUAUCUAGAAAUCUGGGGUUGCCGAGGACCACCGGAGAGCGAGCAGAAAACUCACUUCAUUCCGACAAAGUCUCCAAUCCUUCUUGUCGUAGUAACAAUCGUUCAUUCGGAGCUGUUCCUCUGCGGCACUGCAUUAGAUUUACAUUGCCACAGUCGGCGGAUGGAGGCUUCGGCAUACCAGCACAGCCCGUACUGAAAAUCCUUUGGUCCCUGUCGACGAUAUAAUCAGCGUCGCCGUAUUCAAGCUCAUCUAACGACAUACCACUCAUCAAGUUCAUCAUCGUCAUCGACCUGAGUCUUUUCUACCUUUUGUUCGCCGGACAUCGCGACUUGUUGUUGUGACUUGGGAUAGAAAUACAAAGGAGGAAGAAAGGUUCAAGUUCUUUUCGAAAGGUCGAGUGCCGAGCUCCUCAUCUUCUUUUCUCACCACAUUACGACUGACAAACCCGCCACCCACCAUGGCUACGAAACGGAUGAACGUUCUUGUCUACUCUGGUGCGCUCACUCAGGAAGCAUGGCGAACCAAUCAAAAUCUAAUGCUCUCAGGAAACGGAAGCACCGUUGAAUCAGUUCGACAUUGCCUCUAUACCCUUCGAAGGCUGUUGUCACCCAACUACGCUGUUAUUCCAGUCACUGGCGAUAUGAUCAUCAAGGAGCCUUGGACAGCAACAUGCGCCGCUCUGGUCUUUCCUGGUGGUGCCGAUCAGGGGUAUUGUAAUACCCUUAAUGGCGAAGGCAAUAGGCGAAUUCGUCAAUUUGUUGAGCGCGGUGGCAAGUACAUCGGAUUUUGUGCUGGUGGCUAUUAUGGUAGCAGUCGAUGUGAAUUCGAGGUAGGCGACAAGCUGAUGGAAGUAAUUGGCGACCGAGAACUUAGAUUCUUCCCUGGUGUUGCCCGGGGUUGUGCAUUUCCAGGUUUUGUCUAUCAUAGCGAGAAGGGUGCUCGAGCUGCGGAUCUGAAGGUCGACAAGACUGUCAUAUCAGCUGGAACUGUGCCCAAUGUCUUCAAGUCCUACUACAAUGGAGGCUGUGUUUUUGUGGACGCACCAAAGUUCAAAAACCAGGGUGUCGAAGUCCUUGCGAGCUACACAGAACCUAUAGCCGUGGACUCAGGUGAAGGUUCUGCUGCGGUGGUAUAUUGCAAGGUCGGUCAAGGUGCAGCAUUACUGACGGGUCCACAUCCAGAAUUCGCAUCAGCCAACCUGGAACCCAAACCAGAGGUUCCAGGGUUCUCAGAGGUGAUCAAGACUCUAGCAGCCGAUGAAAAACAUCGAAUGGAUUUUGUUAAAGCAUGUUUGACCAAACUCGGUCUUACAGUGAGCGACGAACAAAAUGUACCCUCCCUCUCUUAUAUGCACCUUUCCUCUUCCAGGCCGUCCGACACGAGACAGUUAUUGUCUUCAUUACAGCAUCUCAUCGAGAAAGACGAACAGCAGGAAAACUUUCUAAGGGACGAAAACGAUACAUUUCACAUCAUUAAACCUUCGUCCUGGAAGAUGGAAGACUUAGCGGCGGCGUUGCCAUUGCAGGCUGAUAGCAAGAAAUCUGCUGACCAGCUCGAUGGCAGCUCCGAUCGAAUAGUCGACUAUAAUACGGUUACCAAACAUAUAGUUAUUCACGAUGACACACAGCCAGAGUCCAAGUCAACGCCAUAUUUUAACCACCGUGCAUUUUAUGCAAACCUUGAACAUUACCAAAGCCAGCUUCCUGGCAGUUCAACGUUUGGCGCACAUUUGCUUUACGGCGAAGUGGUGACUUCGACAAACACAUUACUCGAAAAGAACACCAAAUUACUCCGGAACCUCCCCCAAGGCUUCACAGCUACAGCCACAGUACAAGUUGCUGGUAGAGGCCGAGGAUCCAAUGUGUGGGUAUCGCCUGCCGGUAGCCUUAUGUUCAGCACUGUCAUCCGUCAUCCCAUGGCCCAGAUGCAGACUGCGCCCGUCGUAUUUGUUCAGUACCUGGCAGCGAUGGCGAUAGUGCAAGGAAUCAAAUCUUACGAUGGCGUGCGUUACAAAGAUAUGCCGAUCAAGCUGAAAUGGCCCAAUGACAUUUUUGCGUUGGAUCUCGAGAAAGCCAAGGAGAAUGGAGGUGAUAGAAACGGAAACUACACCAAAAUUGGCGGCAUCCUUGUGAACAGUCACUACAACACCAAGGAGUAUAUUGCAGUUUGCGGAAUUGGGCUGAAUACUGCCAACGCUGCUCCUACCAUUUCCUUGAAUCAGCUCGUACAACUUCUUCCGCGCAAAGUCGAGCCAUUUACACUGGAAAAGCUUCUGGCCAGGAUUCUGACGGUUUUUGAUGAUCUCUAUGCACGUUUCCUGGUCACAGGCUUUGACGAAACCAUGGAAAAGAUCUACUACGAGCAUUGGCUGCAUAUGGAUCAAAUUGUCACGCUCGAAGCCGAAGGUGGCCAGCGGGCACGCAUCAAAGGGAUUACGCGAGAUUAUGGCUUGCUUAUUGCCGAAGAGCUUGGUUGGGAAGACCGAGAGACUGGUAGAAGGUGGACGUUACAAAGCGACGCCAAUAGUUUCGACUUUUUCAAGGGCCUCGUGAAGAGAAAGCUCUAAGUAGAGUCCGAGUCCAAACAACAUCGUCCAAGGAGGGAAAGCAAGUCUAUCUUGUGCUCAGCUCCAAAAGUCAGCAUUCAUUUCGACGAAGACGCUCCUCCGUCAAAAUAUGCUGACUGGACUCGGUGUUGGCGCACUAACACGGAGCACGAACACCCGAGGGUCGCUUAUCCCGAAAAUCGCCCAAGGUGGAAUUCGUUCUGUAGCACAUAGGCAUGGCAAAAGUGGACUCUUGGAUCACUCUGAGCAACUACGAAAGCCAGAGUCGCUGGAGGCGCGUUAUUCAAGAGCGUGUUUGCCUUUUCCUCUUUCAUCACAUUGACAACUUGUCACCUUGGCCCACUACGUGCCCAGAGAAAGAGUAUGCAAGACAAACCUUUGGUGAGGCUGGUCGCGUGCACUACUCUACACCGCAAGACUCCGAGCUCUGCAAAGGUUGAGACCAUGCAUGAAAGGGCCUCGUGUUGGAGGGUCUCGACCAGGGACAACUUCUCCUUAAAUUCAGUUGGUUACGGCACGUCAAACCAACUUCGGCUCGGCAUGGUAUCAAAUGCAGGGCAUCGGCGAUCUCGUUACUACGCUCAGCUGGAGAUAUGUUCCGACACGAGACAGCCUCAUGGUGGUGCCAGCAUGUGUCUUGUAUCAUCCAGGAGAGAGGCACCAGAAGAGGCAGGUUGCAUAUGCUGUCAAACGAUACUUUUUCUCACCACAGCCAAGGUGGACCGUUGAUGUGUUGCCGCAGUCAAUGAAUGUCGAAGCCAACCCUUGUUGCCCUUUUUGGCGGAUGCUGGUUACCACGCUCGUUCCCAGCACGUUUGCAACAUGAUCACCGCCAUUUCCCCGCCCAGAACAGUACAAGGAAGAGCAAUCACCGUUGCAGAAUGUGUCGGAGUCUGUCAGUGCCAUGUGCUUCGUCAAUGCCUGUAGCCUCCUGAGUUUCCCUGACUCUGUCGAGCUAUUGGGCCCGCGGAGGGGUGAGGUCUAAACAUGCUUGUAAAGGUUUCACUGUUAACUUGAUCGGCGACGCUCUGUGACCUUCGGGUGACUGAGAAGUGGGUGCUACCCGUCCUCCGACUGGGCAUUGCUCUUUGCACGCCGCCGAAUUCCACUGGAAUUGGUCAAAUUACUGGAAUUCUUCAACCCCUGUCAAAUUUUGCCCGAGGCAUGCAGGCUCACUAGUCGCCAGGCUGGGGUUGCAAGGACGAGGUGGUAGCAUGGCGUGAUGCCUCGUUGCACUGCCCGUACCAUUAUUUUCCCUGCCGUCCGCGCCAGUGGGAGGCUGUUGAAAGGCCCAGGGUCUUGAGUGACAGACAGCCAUGGGUCGAGUAGCGUACCGGCUUCCACUAUUCUUGCCAGGAUGGUGAUCUGCCCAUCCUCCCCCCAACGGUCUUGUGAGGCACACCGUAUGGAUGACUGCAGCGUCGAAGUUCGGUACUCUCGUGCACACUGUGACUAAUGCUGUGUAACACAAAGGACCAUCAACGGGAUUCUUGUGUUACAUGUCGAGACGUCCUUGCAAUUCUUUCCGCCGCAGACCUCGCAACCAAAGCUACUCCGAUGCACUUUGAAUGCCCAGUAAUUGCAGCCGACAAGGGUCCAAGUCCGGGCGUGGCUUUGUAUGUAUAGUACAGUACAUAUAGAGAGGGUCACCUAGGCGAACAAUGC
Molecule: messenger RNA, 4298 nt
Organism: Exophiala oligosperma
Lineage: Eukaryota; Fungi; Ascomycota; Eurotiomycetes; Chaetothyriales; Herpotrichiellaceae
Product: biotin-[acetyl-CoA-carboxylase] ligase
Exons: 3
Coding region: 525-2633 (702 amino acids)
Biological process (GO): protein modification process
Cellular component (GO): cytoplasm
Molecular function (GO): biotin--[biotin carboxyl-carrier protein] ligase activity
Source: RefSeq, a predicted model, not a curated record